AUGUCUGCCAGUGCCAUGCAAGCUGCCCAUCAGCAUGUCCAUGCCCCGAUAUCAACCUCUUCACCUUCCUCCACUGGACACUAUCUCCAGCAGACAGAUGAGAAUCAGAUAGCCAAUCACAAUGUCUAUGCUAUUAGCAGUCAACAGGCGCGCGACUCUAGGAGAGCUCAGCAACAAUACAACACGGUAGAUUCGGCCGAUUAUGCCCAAGGCCAGCCAACCACGCUACCGAUACAUUCCAAACCAAGAGAUCAACAUAGCGGGCAACCCUACGUACCGCCGCGGACGACCUCAGCUCGCUCACCAGCUCAAACGCCAACCUCUCGAUCAGCGAGACAGGAAGCUGAGUACAACGGAGAUUACGCGGAUCGAUCUCGAGAUGAUGCGACAACUCCUGCAUCCUCCCGUCGCCGAGAUCCGCCAAUUCCACCAGCCACACAACCACAGCAUCCUGGCAUGAUGCGCGAGAACAGUGAAGUUCUGAAUCGAGUUGUCGUAUCGGACCCUAUCGUCGAUGAAGAGCGAAUGCGAGCGAGGAUCGCGGAGGCUCAGCCAAUGCAACCAACUCCAGAAGCAAGAGCUAUGGGUUUGACUCAAGAAGCAUACAACGAAGAGAUCCGAGGACCACAAAAAAGACAGGAUUACUCGAAGUCGAAGAGACGCGAGGUUCAGUUUGGUGAUUACAUCCUUGGUCAAACACUAGGCGAGGGCGAAUUUGGCAAGGUCAAGCUCGGCUGGAAGAAAGACGGGAGCAGUCAAGUCGCCAUCAAGUUGAUUAGACGUGAAUCUGUCGCGACAAAUCCAACAAGAUUACCCAAGAUCUAUCGCGAGAUCAGCAUCUUACGCGAGCUGCAGCAUCCGAAUAUUGUUCAGCUGCACGAGAUGGUCGAGACUGAGAGGCAUAUCGGUAUCAUUCUCGAGUAUGCUUCCGGCGGCGAAUUAUUCGAUUACAUCCUCAACCAACGCUACCUGAAAGACCCUUCUGCUAGACGAUUGUUUGCUCAGCUGGUUUCUGGUGUAGGCUACCUGCACAAAAAGGGCAUCGUCCAUCGAGACUUGAAGCUGGAAAAUCUAUUACUGGACCAAAACAAAAACAUUAUAAUUACGGAUUUCGGCUUCGCAAACACAUUCGACGCAAAAGAUGAUCUCUCCCCAGAGAUCGAGUACAAUCUCGCCAACAAGGACUUCGUCAAGAAGUACAAGCUGGAUCGACUCAAUGAAAAGGGCUACAGGAAAGGCGAUCUCAUGCAGACCAGCUGUGGCAGUCCCUGCUAUGCUGCUCCAGAAUUGGUCGUAAGCGACUCUCUCUACACUGGUCGCAAAGUCGAUGUCUGGAGUUGUGGUGUCAUUCUAUACGCCAUGUUAGCCGGUUAUCUACCGUUCGACGACGAUCCAGCAAAUCCCGAGGGCGAUAAUAUCAAUCUCCUGUACAAAUAUAUCACAUCCACUCCUCUCACUUUUCCCGAGUAUGUGACACCUCAUGCAAGGGACCUCUUGCGACGAAUCCUGGUACCCGACCCACGCAAAAGAGCCGAUCUCUUCGAAGUUGCUCGACAUAGCUGGUUGACUGAAUAUCACCAUGUGGUGGCUCAUAUUACUAGCAGUACCACCAAUAUUGCUGACAUCGCCAACAGCACCAUUCGUUCUGAAGAUGAAGAAGCCACACUGGCUCGAAGCACUUCAGUUCGUGUACCUGCCUCUACCACACCUCGACAUGAUCCUCAACGGACUGCUCAAGAAGCUAUCGGCGACGAACCAAGAAGAGAGCGCAUACCUAUUAGACACACUCUCCAAGCCGAAUAUGUCGCCCCAAGACAACACACAGAACGUACUGCUCCAGAGGCCAUUCAAAGAACGACUACCGUAGCACAAGCCGUUUCCGCGAUACCAACCAGUACCUCCAAACCUCUCCCACAAGCGCCGAUUGAUCAGCCAAGACCUGCUACGGGCAAUACACACAUGGCCACUACUCAAAGCACAGCCCAGCAGCCAACCAGACCUGUUCAUAUGCCUCGAUCCACUUCGGAAGGUCCUGGCGCAAUCAUAUCUUCUGCUCAACAACCUGGUCAAUGGACGACCCGACCUUCUACUCAAGGGUCGAUGACUUCAGCCAGUGGUCCCACGAGAUCAGAUCUGCGACUGCCAUCGAGAGGUUCGUACGGCCAACCAGUUGCACCUUCAGUGCAAACUACCACCGCUCAAGGCAAGGUGACUCAGCCCGCACCGCAGAAAAAUAUCCGCAACUACAAUAUCUCUUCACCACAAUACCAGCAUGGCACCUCCAACUCGAUAGGACAAUCUAUGGCGGAGCAGAACAUGGGUCCACCUUCACAACCACAGAAAACCCAUCACAGGAGAUCAAGCACGUUGAGCAGCUUAGGGGAGAAACUCUUCGGUCGAUCUAAUUCUGUCAUCAAGAAAGAGCGUGAUGAGUCGCGACAAAAGACUGGCAGGAAGUAUCCUCCUACAGCCAUGAAGACCUCAAUACCAGCGAAUGAGGACCCAAAACCACAGACACAGCCUAGAAAGAGCACGGAUAGUAAACGGUCGUUCUCUUUAGGUUUCCGCAGGAAAGAGUCUCAGGAACUGCAAGAAGAUGACGUCGAGAAAAUAUCCCCUGGAGCCCGACGCUUCUCCCUGCUCCAAGCCAUGGGCUUGAAGAAGACCGACACCUAUGCCGAAAGUCCAAGGGCCUAUACUCCCGAGCAAGGUCAGUAUUCUCGGCCUGUAACUACUAUGGACGACUAUACAACAGCAGGUGGUGCAAGCACGACCGAUGGUCAACAGGAUCGCGAUCGUCGAAAUUUCAAUUUCUCCCGACCUGCACAAUCCCAACCUCAGCCUCAAAAUCCUUCAUAUAAUCCCAAUCCUGCAUAUGGCCACAGACCGCAACAAUCGACCGGCGAUGUCUACGGUAGCACAGGUGUUUACCAAAACCCAUCCCAAACCUCACAACAACUCCCACCUCAACCUCAGUCACAAGCACAACCGCAACGUCCGACAUUGCCCGAAAACCAGUGGGAGUCUAGCCAGCACUUCGCCUACUUCAAUGAGAACAACACCAGUCAUGGACAUUCCCGGCCGUCCAUGCAAGGUUCCAGGCUCACAAAACCACGCCGCUUCAAUGAUGCCUAUGAUGGACAUGGUGGAAAUAGUGGUGGGACAGGAGCGGUCAAGAAGAUACAAGAUCUUUUCCGACGAAGAAAGGCAAGAGCAGACUCAGAAUAUCGAUAG
Molecule: messenger RNA, 3234 nt
Organism: Lithohypha guttulata
Lineage: Eukaryota; Fungi; Ascomycota; Eurotiomycetes; Chaetothyriales; Trichomeriaceae
Exons: 2
Coding region: 1-3234 (1077 amino acids)
Biological process (GO): intracellular signal transduction; protein phosphorylation
Cellular component (GO): cytoplasm
Molecular function (GO): ATP binding; protein serine/threonine kinase activity
Source: RefSeq, a predicted model, not a curated record